This is a messenger RNA of Sinocyclocheilus grahami, 653 nucleotides long. Its product is annotated as WD repeat-containing protein 5-like. Gene Ontology annotation, cellular component: Set1C/COMPASS complex. The transcript has 6 exons. NCBI's taxonomy places the organism in Eukaryota, Metazoa, Chordata, Actinopteri, Cypriniformes, Cyprinidae. The coding region runs from base 1 to 405 and encodes 134 amino acids. The record is from RefSeq and is a predicted model, not a curated record. Gene Ontology annotation, molecular function: histone binding.
AUGCCAAGUGCCAGAUGGCAGGAUGUUCCAGAUGAUGAUAACCCUCCUGUCUCAUUUGUGAAGUUUUCUCCAAAUGGAAAGUACAUUCUAGCUGCGACACUGGACAAUACGUUAAAGCUCUGGGACUACAGCAAGGGAAAGUGUCUCAAAACAUAUACUGGACAUAAGAAUGAAAAGUAUUGUGUGUUUGCCAAUUUUUCUGUGACUGGAGGAAAGUGGAUCGUCUCAGGCUCUGAAGACAACAUGGUGUAUAUCUGGAACUUGCAGUCCAAAGAAAUUGUUCAGAAACUGCAAGGGCACACAGAUGUAGUGAUCUCGACAGCUUGUCACCCUACAGAGAACAUCAUUGCCUCUGCAGCCCUGGAGAACGACAAGACCAUCAAACUGUGGAAAAGUGAUUGUUAAGUUAAAGCACUGCACUUCAGAGGCUUUAGUAGAAACUUCAGAAUGAUGACUUCCAGUAGUGUCUGUCUUUUACAAUGGUUUGAUAGCACUUAGUGCAGGGUUAUUAUCUGAGAGAUGGGCAGGUCCUGUCUGCUCAGAAUAGCGACAAUCUCACUCGAUCCUUUUCCCCUUUAUAUACUCAAAUAAUCUACUGUAAUGUUUUCAGUUCAUUUUAAUUUAUUACUGAAGAACAAAUGUUUUCUAUCAAA